AUGGCUAUCAUGAAGCUGGCGGCCUGGCUUUGGUGGCUCUUUGCGCAAAGAAGUGGGCAGCACACCUGGCACCGCACUUCCAGUGAUCUCCGGGGUCAGCUUAUUGCGUUCCCAUUCGUGUCUGGCGCAGAGAGCUUGAGCACCAAAGUGUUGUACAGCGCUCCCGUGGGAAUGCUGCAGAACUUCAAAGACAUGGACAUGCCCAUGUGUUCCCUCCGAAAUGGAGCCUGGGCGAUUUUGAGGUGGUCUUCGAAACAGAAUUCCUUCACGGUCUUCUUGUUUGAAAAGGUUCCUCUGCAGUAUGACCUGAGCUCCGCUAAAGAGCUAGCGCUGGAUGCUCCCCUUCCAGAUUUGGCCAAUGACUCCGAGAUACUGGAGCUGGAUGAUGGCUUGGCUCUGCGAGUGCGCGACCACUUCCUCUUCUGGAGCGCAGAUGCGCUCCAGCGAGGCGGCCCUCCGUUUGCAAGGGUUUCGGCAGACCCGAAUGCAAUUUUCCGUGGCCCCAGCAUUGCAUGCUGCGGGGGCGUGCUGGUUCGGGAAAACCUUACACACGCUGAAUGUCAGUAUCGCCUGUUCAUCAUUUCGCCAGCUCAGGCGGGUGGACAAGUGUCCAGUCACGUGGUUCUCAAUGGGACUUCUACAGACUUUGUGACCGCAGAGUCGUUGCCUCAGGGCGGCCUUGCCUUGGCUUUUUACAUCCCCGCUGGUUUACCUUUACCAACUUUAGAUAUUCAGAUCUUUGAUAAGUCUGCUGUGUUGAGCGGUGGCCCGGCUUCUUUUCACAUCCCGCAGAAGACGAUGUUUGAUACUCCUCUUAUGAUGGCUAGCAUGGCCUGCGUGAAUGACGUGCUGGCGCUGGUCGAUCCGGGAUUUCUUCAAAACUAUCCAGAUCUCGUCUUCAUUCUCUUGGGAAACCCACAGCACUGGUGGAAGACAGCAGUGCGAUGUGACGCUAAAUCCCCAGUCCAAGUUCGUGCCCUCGCCCUCCCAGAUCACUUGCUGGCCAUAGGGUGUCAGAGCUCCGAAGGUGAGACAGCGGUGCAAGUAGGAAUUUACAACGUGACUGCAAACGUCUCCCUUGUGGGAGCCCUUGACCUCGGUUCAAUGGGGUCUGCAGCCAGCGACUGGUACAUCUUCAAUUACUCCAGGGCGGUGAGGGGCUACGUCAACUUCUGGACCUUCAUCAACAUGUCAGAUGUUCCUGAUGCUCCUCUACUUGGUGAUGUAGUGCCGCUGGGUGGAGGUUUCGGAGUGCAGCGUUCUGAAGAUUCGAUUUACUCGCAGCUAGAUGAUUUCUUCAUCUUCAUGUUCGAUGACCGGGGCCCACCAUGGAAGCCCAGAGCCGCGGCCCCGCGACAGAUGAGGGCUUUUUCGGGCCACUGGGUGCCUUUGGAAGAGGAUCUCCUGCUCUACUAUCAAUCCGAUGGAGCCAACCAAGUUUGGAGCAUGGAGAGCGACGCAUCCCCGCAGGAGCUCUGCAAUUGUUCUGUCUUUGGAAGAAGCCAUUCUUUUUCUUCUGUGUCUGCAAGUGACGAGGGCACCGUCGCUUUUCAGUUUCUUUAUUCCAACACUGUCUAUCUAUUGCGGUAUUGGGGCCCUGCCCUUCUGACUCUUUCAUCCUCCAGGGCAUUGCAAGCUGCUGUGGAGGUCGGCAAUGGAUUUGCGUCGGUGAUGCCUUUGGCGGAUGGGGGCUUGCUCGUGGGCUCUCAGCACCAGCUGCAGGUUUAUGAGCCCACCAGCGUGCAGCCAGGAGGCACUGCAAAACCAUCUUUCCAGCUUGAAACGAGUGCUCCGGCCCGCAACAUCCAGGUAGUGGCUAAAGAUUCUGCAAGGGUCCCGGAGUACCUGAUUUUGGACAACAUGAUUUACAGGAUGGGAGGCUGUCCAGACAUGAAAUACGGAGAGCGCGGGGCCUGCAAGCCUUGCCCAGCUGGGUUGGUGUCACUUCAAGGCUCCACUUCUUGCGCUUUUCGAUCUGGAUGGCGUGUGUUUUGCGCCUUGAGCCUCAGUUUGGUAUUUGGCUUUGCCUCCGUGGUCAUUGGUAGCCGUGUCGAUGGUGUCUUGGAGCCACAAUCUCAGUGCUUCAAAGCCGCCUGGGGCUUGGCCUUUUCCUUGGUUCUGCUCCCGGUGGUGUGCCGAAUGCUGCGCAACGGCCUGCUUGUAGCAACACUUUGCAUUGCACUGCUGUGCAUUGCAAGCGGCCUUACUGCUGUCAGGUACCAGCAGCUGGACAAGCAUUUUCGCUUGGCUGUGCUUUGGAAGGCCAGCAUGCUGGCGUGCAAGACUGUGCUCCUGGCCAUGCCCACCCCGAGCGCACAAGUCUUGAUGGACUCUAUGCUGAGUUGUGGCGCUGAUGCUUUCUGCCCUGAUAGCUGCCUCAUGGGGGGAGGCUACUCCGCUUCUGUAGGCUUGAAGUGCAGGUGCAUUAAAGCAGAAGCGAACAGCCUGAUCCAAGUGCUGAAUUGGAUGGCUGGCGUCGUCCUUUGCGGGCUGACUGUUCAAGACCUAGCUGGCUUUGGAUCAGCCUGGCUGGUUCCGUGGGAGGUUUCCCCUUUCAACCGGACAUGUGGAGCCAUUGCGCUUGUUGGUGCUGCCGCGAUCAACAUCAUCAGCUGCAUCUUCGCGAUCCUGCUCGCGACGGCUCCUGCCUACUGCUACCUGGGCGGCCCCUCGUUGAAGACAUCUGUCGUAGUACCUCACAGUGUUUCAGCUCUGACCGCACCCAAGGCAACAACUAUGGUGCUUCCUGUGCUGCCCUUGAUGCUGCUCGCGAAUGAAACCCGAUGGAUCAUCGCCACCUACAAGAGGGACGCGGAAGCGGCGAGCAAAGCGCUGAUUUGGUCAGCCUCAGGCUCCCGAGUUCUGAGUCUUCUGACCCUGUUGGGCGCAGUUUGGUCUGCUGUUUCCAUGUGGCAAAGGCCCCCCAAGGAGACUGGGAGCCUCUGCCGCGGUGUACAGUGGAGCAUGGUGGGCCUUUUCCUUUUCACGGCUCCCUGUUCCCUUGCAUGCGCCCUGCUCCGCGCUGCGCGCAGCGACGAGGCUCCCUUACGUGCUGAGCUGGGUGCCACGCCAGGCUGA
Molecule: messenger RNA, 3078 nt
Organism: Symbiodinium sp. CCMP2592
Lineage: Eukaryota; Dinophyceae; Suessiales; Symbiodiniaceae
Source: the annotation of a GenBank genome assembly